GGAUCUUGGAACCACAUUGUCCCAUCUCCACGUCCUGUGGCUGGCUCACUGUGGGCUCUCAGAUUUAGAUGGGAUCUCUUCCUGCAGCUCUCUGAAAGAGCUCUACAUCGCCUAUAACAAUAUCUCUGACCUGAGCCAGCUGACCUGGUUGGAUCACCUUGAGGUUUUGGACCUGGAAGGGAACGAUAUUGAGGACAUCAACCAGAUGUGGUACCUGGGACUUUGUGGCAAGCUGAGCCGCCUGACGGUGGAGGGCAACCUUGUCUGUCUGAAGCCAAACGCGAAAUCUCCAGAGGAACCAGGUUAUAAUUACAGAGCCGAAGUUAAAAAACUCAUUCCCCAGUUGGAGUAUUUGGAUGAAAUACCAGCGAGCCAGACUGCCCUCCUUCCUUCCAAGAAGAUGCACGAGGAUUGGCUGAACAUCAAGGAAUCCAUCAAGGAAGGUGGUUUAGCCGGAGACAUUUCAUGGUUAGAUCCAUGUCUCGGGGCAGUGGCGAGGCAGCCUGGAUGCAGCCCAAGACACCCGACGACUUCCAGACCCGGACCGGCGCGCUGGGCGGCUGGCGCAGGGAGAUGUAGCAGCGCCCACCUCUCGUACAGUGGCCGUUCUCUUCCAGACCCUGCUCUUUCUGGCGAGCUGUUCGCAGGAGAUGACUCCAGUGAUUUGACACAUG
Molecule: messenger RNA, 674 nt
Organism: Apaloderma vittatum (bar-tailed trogon)
Lineage: Eukaryota; Metazoa; Chordata; Aves; Trogoniformes; Trogonidae
Gene: LRRC56
Product: leucine rich repeat containing 56
Exons: 4
Molecular function (GO): protein binding
Source: RefSeq, a predicted model, not a curated record